Mycena citricolor is the source of this 457-nucleotide messenger RNA. Lineage: Eukaryota; Fungi; Basidiomycota; Agaricomycetes; Agaricales; Mycenaceae. The record is from the annotation of a GenBank genome assembly.
GUUCAAUCGAAACUCUGGAUUGUAUCCGGACACCCUAUCCUUGACUGUGUGAGGUCGGCAAUGCCGUGGUUCGAUCGGCGCAGUGAGACAUAUGGGCGGGAUAUAAGGCGGGAAGGGCGAUGAGACCAGCACCUCCUCGCAUCUUGCUUCCACCACCACAACACAACUUCAUAUCUUAUGCAACGAGCUCUAUUGCCUGCCCUAUCCAAACGCACCUCAUUUGAAACUCAUCCAUCAUGACAUCCACCCACUCAUCCCACCCUGCCCCGCUCCCAUACACCCGACUCCCUGACUUGACAGGGUCCACUGUCGAGAACGGCAAGCUCAAGCUCGUCGAGCUUCUCGGCCACGGCUCAUUUGCCAAGGUCUACAAGGCUCUGGACACCCAAUCGACUGCAUCAUCCGUGGCACCCAUCCACUACGCCGUCAAGUGCCUCUUGAACGGCGAGCCCGGAUC